CCCUACCUCCGUGAUACCUACCCUGCUCCUAUCAACACCUCGUCGAAACUGUUGGCCCACUUGUGGGGUCAGUAUCACGACCCGACUACGGAGCAGAAGGCCCUCGACGAGUACGACAACCUGAAGUUGAGACCGGGUGACGAUUUCCUGACUUUCAAGAACGACUUCGUCCGCCUAGCCGGCGAGACUGGAAAGCCACGCUCGACCUGGAAGCACGAGUUUAACCGCAAGCUCUAUGACAGCUUCCAGCGCAGCAUGGUCCCCUCGUUUGCCAGCCCCGCCGUUACAUUCGACCAGUUUGUCGUCGAAGCCCAGCAGAUCGCUAUCAUCAAUAAACGCGCAUCCGAGCGUCAGGCCACCGAGCGCCAGACGACAAACCGACAAAAUUCGAACAACGCCACACGUGGCAGCCGAGGCGGAACCCGUGGACCCAGAUUUCUCCCGCGCAAGCAAGGCGCAACCGUGACGAAGCCGCUUUCGGCCGACGACGUUAAGCGGCUCUACGAGGAGGGACGUUGUUUUAUCUGUCGCGAGAAGGGUCAACUUGCCAACGACUGCCUACAGAAGGAAAAGAGUGACAGGCCACGU
This is a messenger RNA of Parathielavia appendiculata, 588 nucleotides long. RefSeq lists its product as uncharacterized. Lineage: Eukaryota; Fungi; Ascomycota; Sordariomycetes; Sordariales; Chaetomiaceae. The record is from RefSeq and is a predicted model, not a curated record. The annotation marks the transcript as partial. The transcript has a single exon.